Linepithema humile (Argentine ant) is the source of this 693-nucleotide messenger RNA. Its product is annotated as transmembrane protein 234 homolog. The record is from RefSeq and is a predicted model, not a curated record. Lineage: Eukaryota; Metazoa; Arthropoda; Insecta; Hymenoptera; Formicidae.
UCGUAAAAUGUAGAGCAUUUGUCAUAACAUGUUAAAAUUGUAUGAUUUCGCCUUUUCAACUUGGACAAUAUUUUUGCGGGGGCUGAUCUUUAAAGUCAUUUGAAAUAGUGUGACGUAAAAUAGAUGCCGUUUUAUAACCUAUCUAACGAACAAUUGUUGAUUUCGGUUUGUAAUGUUUGGAUGGAAUUCGUGUCGCGUAUGAUUUAAUAAAUUCUAUUAAUGCGAUUUGCAUUUUAUUCAACGUGUCUAAUAUUCCAAAUGCGAUAGUUGAUAAAAAUGGCGGUUACUAUUGAUUCUGUGAUCUACUUGUUUCUUGUUGCAAUUUUUUGGGGAGUAACUAAUCCAUUUAUUAAAAGAGGUGCAAGAGGUUUGGAAAAUGUCAAGGCCACAUCAGCUUAUGGACAAUUUAUAAAGGAGUUUAUAUUUCUUAUAACUAAUUUAAAAUAUCUUGUGCCAUUUAUUGUUAACCAAUGUGGCUCAGUGCUGUAUUUCCUGAUUUUGCAGAACAUUGACAUAUCUCUGGCUGUGCCAGUUUCAAAUUCUCUUACCUUUGUAUUCACUGCAAUCACAGGCUGGUUUCUUGGCGAGGAAAAAGUACAUAGAAAUACCUAUCUAGGAAUGAUACUUGUGCUAUGCGGAACAACAUUGUGCUGUUGGGACAAGCUGAAUAAAACUGUGGAAUUUUAACUUGUA